Molecule: messenger RNA, 4521 nt
Organism: Eimeria maxima
Lineage: Eukaryota; Apicomplexa; Conoidasida; Eucoccidiorida; Eimeriidae
Product: histone deactylase, putative
Exons: 10
Coding region: 1-4521 (1506 amino acids)
Molecular function (GO): protein binding
Source: RefSeq, a predicted model, not a curated record
AUGAAGCAGGAGGAGCUGCCACCUCCCCCCUCCGCCGCCUUGGGCAUGGCGGACUGCCCGCUCUUCCUCACGUCUGAGGGCCGGCUCUUCUUUACAAAUAACGGCAUCAGCAGCGGCAGCGGUGAGGGAAGCAGCAGCAGCGGGGUGUCUGCUACACAGCAGCAGCCUCUGCUGCACCUCACGGGAGAUGUUAGCUGUUACAGAGAAGGGUCCUUGCACCGCCUUAUUGCCGCCAGGAAUAUUCCGGGGGUUCGGCAGUGGCUAAGCAAUCCCAUAUGCAGAGAUACAAUCAACGACUUUAAUCAUGCAGGCGAGACGCCUCUCCACGUGGCUUUGCAUGUCUGCGAACCACGAAUUCUCUCGCUAUUGUUAAACCCACCUCCCCUUCAGCUGCCGACGGAGUGCGUCUUGAGCAGCAGCAGUAGCGGCAGCAACUGCGGCGAUGGCACUACCGCGGGGCUGAGGCCUUCGUCGGGUCUGGGUACUGCUUGUGGCGGAUGGCCGGGGGAAUCGGGGGACGCGGCAACUGCCGCAGCAGAAGGAGCAGAAGGAAUCUCGACGUCAACGACGACAUCAGCAGCAGCUGCAGCUGCAGCAGCUGCAGCAGCUGCAGCAGCUGCAGCAGCCGCUGCUGCCGUGGUGGUGGAUUUUUCCCUACCACUAGAUGACUUGCCACCGCUGCACAUCCUUGUCAGCCGAUCAUCCUUUGCAAGUGUACGCGUUGAUGCUACAGAGUGCUUGCGGCGUCUGCUGCAGCACGUCGGGCUGCUGCAUGCAGCAACGGGUGGAUCCCGUAUCUGUAGCCGUUGCUGCUUCACAGCUGCUGCCCCAAGCAGCAGCACCAGCAGCAGCUGCUGCACUAGCCCCAGCAACAGGAACUGCAACGACGACGAUAGCAGCAACAGCAACAGCAAGGGCGCUGCGUGGAUUGGCUGCUGCCAGCAAGAACUGGACUUAGAUGCAACUGACGGCAGCGGGAGAACGGCGCUGCACGUUGCUGCUGCAGCGGGCGGCGCUGCUGCAGUGGAGUUGCUGCUGCAUGCGGGGGCAGACCCGCUGCUCGCGGAUAAGCGGGGUCAGCUAGCUUUGCAUGCAGCUGUGGACAGCAGGUCAGUCGAUUCACUACUGUUGCUGCUGGCGCACACAUUCCCAGAAGACUGUUUCUACUGGAAUGACAGUCUGCAGCAACCGCAGCAGGAGCGGCUGGUGGUGGGAAGCGCAGCAGAAGCGGGACUCCUUGGGACCGGUCUUGACAGCAGGGCCCCCAAGAAGGUGGUGCUGCAGCGGACAGAGAGGAGGCCGCUGCUGCAGUCUGCAAGCAGCAGCAGCUUGCUGUAUCGCUUAGCAAGGCGGUGCGUGCGGCGAUGCUCUUUCCGCUGCCUGGCUGCCGUUUUAUCCUUCCCGAUGGUUCGUGCGGACAAGUGCAACAGCAGCAGCAGCAACAUCAACAGCAGCAAUGGCGGAGGCGCAGCAGCAGCUGGUAGUACAGCGCCAGCGACCUGCAUGGCGUUGCAGCUCCUUGACUUGGAACAGCUGCGUUCUCUGAUAGUUGUUUCACGUCGCAUUGGCUGCAUGCAUUUGCUGCUGUCUACCCUGAUGGAGUUGAUAGAGACGGAGCCGUCGGAGUUUGCUGUUGCAGCGCAUGCAAUAGAAGAGGCAACGGGGGGGAGAGGAGUUACACGGCUGCAGCAGGGGCCCCACCAGGUGUACGUACAGCAGCGCUGCAGCCGCAGCGGCCGCACGUUUCGGAUUCUAGAGGCUACUGGGACGCUGCUUGCAACUCAUGAGAACUGCAUGCAUCAUCUGCCCCUCCCUGAGCCCGCGGACUUCCCCAUUAAACGAUUUAAACUAAUGCAGAGAUUCCCUGAGAACCCAAGUCGACUCGAGGUGCUGGUUCAUCCUUCCUCUGGGGUACUGCGGGCUUCUGAGUUCCGCCACCUGGAGUGGGCCGACAGCUCCCCUCCUGCCUCUCUUGCGGACAUUCUGCGUGUUCACGACGUCAGCUACGUCUUCAGACUUAAACAAAAAAUCCGCAGUACAUUCGGGACACGGUCAGUAAGCAAGCCGUGCAGCAGCAGCACGAGCAGCAGCAGCAGCUCCAGCAGCAGCAGCACCAGUAGCAGUACGAGCAGCAGCAGUUAUGCUGGGCAGGGACCAAUGGAUCCCUAUGCAUAUUCCUUUGCUGAUGGAGACACCCCCGUAACGGCCCUCAGCUGGGAGGCAGCAACAAGUGCAGCAGGAACAGUCAUUGCUGCAGUUGAUGCUGUAUGCACAGGCGCGAAAGUUAAUGCAUUCUGUGCAGUGCGGCCUCCGGGGCACCACCUGGGGAGUUGGGGCGCAGCACAGACUUCACCUUACUCCCUCACGGACGAGGACAUAGCGGCUGGAAGUCAGGGUUUCUGUGUGCUGAACAACGUGGCGAUAGGGGCGGCCUAUGCUCGCUACCACUAUGCCAACAAAGGCAUUCGGCGUAUUGCAAUCGUUGACUUCGACGCUCAUCACGGCAACGGCACAGAACAGAUCGUCCGCAACGUGGGGCUGAAGUUCAGAAAGCUGCAGGGUCUGUCUGCGCUCCUCUCUGAUGAGCAGCGCGUGCCUCGGGAGGGCGCCUGGGGCCGCCCCUAUGGCGUGGGGGACGCCGAGGGGGCCCGGGGGCCUACAGAAGAAGGGGGGCCCCUUCAGGAUGUACCCUUAGAGUUGCCCGUCUGGCUGGGGUGGAGAGACGACAGCGAUGCAGCAGAACUGUUCUUCGCAUCCAUUCAUGCCUUCGAUGGGAAUUUCUACCCAGGCACGGGAGCAGACUGCGAGGAGUUAGGUGGACCCACCAUAGUGAACGUGACGCUUCCGGUGCAGCACGCGUGUUCGAGUCCUGUGGAGGGGACGGAAGGAGAAAGCAGCUGCUGCCGGUGCUCUCGCUGCAACGUGCGUAGCUGCGUGGGUCCUGUACCGCGCACCUCCUCUCCAGAAGCAGGAGCAGCAGCAGCAUCAGCAGCAGGAGCAGCAGGUUUUCGGUGUCACUGCUGCCGGCGCCCCGGUCUGUCGGCGCGUUCUGUGCGAGGGCGGGAGCUCUUCAGGCGGCGCGUGCUGCGGCGGCUUGAGGCCUUCAAGCCGGACUUGAUUUUUUUGAGUGCGGGUUUCGAUGGUCACAUCCUGGACCCGAUUGGGGGAGAGGCAUUGGGCUGGACAGAAGAAGACUUCCACUGGCUGACGCUGCAGGUGCAGCAGGUCGCCCUCAGGUGCUGCAACGGCCGUUGUGUCAGUGUCCUUGAAGGAGGCUACAACGUACGAGGCGCAGCAGCUUCUCCUCUCUCGCGUUGUGUGAGGCAGCAUGUGAGGGCCCUCGUUAAGGCAGCUCAUUUGCAACUCGACGCACAACUCCGAGAAACCGCCGCCGCAGCUCAGGCUUCUGCUGCUACUGCGGCUGCCUCGGCAGGGGAGCAUACAGCUCCGACUGCGGUUGCUGCAGCAGCUGCUGCCGCACAGGACCGCAAGGCCGCGGUGGACGUCGACAGCCACCGCACAACAACAGCGGCAGCACCAGCAGCGGCGGCAGCAGACGUGCUGCAGCAAGGUUUGCACACCCCUGGCUAUGACGGCCACUGCAACAACGCGCAGGGGGCUUCUGGGACUGGGCCUCUAUGGGAGGAGGUGGAUUCUUCAGACUGCUGCAGCAGCAGCAGCAGCACCUUCGUCUCAGAUGAUGAAUUUAGUGGCAUGCCGGAAGAUGGCAGGCCAGCAGACGACGGCCACGACGACGUCUUCGCUCCAGAUAUUGAACACUCGGAGCCGUCAGAGCAGGAGCCCUCAGAACCUCAGGGGGCCUUAGGAGGGGCCCCAGGAGGGGCCCCCGAAAGUCCCCAAGCGGCGUCACACCCGCAGACUUUCUGCGCUCAAGGGCCUGAAGGCGGCGGCCUGCAGCAGCAGCCGCAGCCUUUGCCAUUCAUACCUUCGGCUGCUACCGGGUUUGCCCCUCAUCAUCAUAGCCUUGUUCCAAACCCCGCGGUGUAUGGAGAACAGUCACCACCGUCGGCAGAGGAUCCGUGCUUCAAGCUGCACAUGAUGGGGGCUGCUGCGGCAGCUGGAGUAGCCCCCACAGCUGCAGCAGCAGCAGCGGCAGCAACGGGUGGGCCUUGGAGCAGCAAUGAUGACUCGCGAGCUUUCCACACCAUAAAUGAAGGCCUAAGGAGCCCUUCGGCCAUCUCAUCGCUUUCAGAAGACACCGCGGCGGCAUGCAGCGGCAGCUGCCCGGAGUCAGCUGCUGCAGCGGCAGCAGGAAAGCUGGACCAGCCGGCAGGGGGGGCUUUGCUUGUGGCAGGUGGAGCUGGUGAGGCCGCAGCUGCGGGUUCAUCAGAGGGCGGUUUUCCUUUGCAGCAGGCUCCUCUUGCAGCCUCAACGAGCACCACCGUAGCAGAAAGGUUCCCCUGGGUGGGGGCCCCCGCAGCAGCAGCAGCGGGACAGCGGGGUCCCCCGGAGGGCCCUUGCAGCAAAGCAGAGAGGCUGCAGUAUUUGUGUGGCUUCUAG